This is a messenger RNA of Tarenaya hassleriana, 864 nucleotides long. RefSeq names its product CLP protease regulatory subunit CLPX2, mitochondrial-like. Lineage: Eukaryota; Viridiplantae; Streptophyta; Magnoliopsida; Brassicales; Cleomaceae. The transcript is spliced from 6 exons. The coding region runs from base 1 to 666 and encodes 221 amino acids. Gene Ontology annotation, molecular function: ATP binding; ATP hydrolysis activity. The record is from RefSeq and is a predicted model, not a curated record. Gene Ontology annotation, cellular component: mitochondrial matrix. Gene Ontology annotation, biological process: protein catabolic process; proteolysis.
AUGAGCGUGGUGAAGACGGCUGAAAUUGCGACUGGUGAGGAGAACCACCGAGAAUGUCCGAUGCCGAGAUUAGGCGAAACUGAGGACACCUUUGGACUGAGUGUCCUUGAACUCUGCAUGCCUGACACUUGCCGAGAUAUCCACGAGAGGAGCCAGAGCACACAUAUCCCUAUAACACAUAUUCCUAUAACACAUUCAAUAAUUCCUGAGUUUGUUGGAAGGGUACCCAUCUUAGUGAGCUUAUAUGCUUUAAACGAAGAUCAGCUCGUGCAGGUUCUCAUGGAACCCAAAAAUGCGCUGGGCAAACAGUACAAGAAGCUGUUUAGCAUGAACAGUGUUCAAUUGCUCUUUACUGAAGGAGCAACCAGGAUGAUUGCAAAGAAAGCGAUGUCCAAGAACACCGGUGCGCGUGGCUUACGAUCUCUAUUAGAAAGUAUUCUCACGGAAGCAAUGUUCGAGAUACCGGACAGCAUCACAGAAGGGUCUCAUGGUAUAAGAGCAGUUCUGGUAGAUGAAGAGGCAGUUGGUUCGGUUGAAACACCAGGGUGUGGUGCAAAAAUUAUCAAGGGAAAUGUUGAGCCAGAACAUUUCUUCCAAGAAACAGAGUCGAAAGACUUCGAGGACAGUAGAAGGGAAGAUGGAGCAAAAAGAGCUCACAUUUUGUAACUGAACCGACAUUAGAUUUGCCAAUGUCCGAGGUUAUCGCAUCGUAUUCAGGCAGUUAAACCGGCGAAGCGUUCUCCUGGAAAAUCCUGAGUUCGAGUUCUACGAGAUUACUCUGAUAUUCUCAUAGCGUCCUUGAAGAAUGGAGGAAUAAGCCUUUUGUGAUGGUAAAGAUUCAAGCUUUUUCCAUGAUAAGCGAAU